UCACAGCAUUAUUGCAAAUGAUAUUCAGCCCUGUUCAUCCAACAGAUCUGAAGAGUAUUCAGUUUAGAUUCUUCAGAAGAUGAGCAGAAUAUAAAUCAAACUCCACCACACUUUGUUCUCAUUUCAUACGGUGCUGACAAAGUGACAAAUUCUCACGUGGCACUCAUGUGUUUUAUGCAUCUGCCAGUCAUAUCUGAUUACACUGAGUUUUUGAGUCACAAUUUGAAUCUUUUUUAGGACUGGAAGUGACUCGGAAAGAGUCAGGUGAAAGCUUAAAGGAAAUCUAAUACGAGUAAGUUAAAAAAGGAAGAAUUUCUUUAAUUAUAUUCCAGCUGGCUUGUCUAUCUGUUGCCAGGGACACAUGCAAAUCUGACCUUUGUGAGCGGACUGAGCACUAGUGAGCACUUUACAGUGGGAAGACAGCCAGAUCGUGUCUAUUCUGGGCAAACUGGGCACACAUACAAAGAGCUAAGAUGAUCCAAAUGGAGGGUCGGAUUCUUCACUAAAUUCUGUUAGGUGACCUCAAACUCAUUGUCCUGGCUCAUUAUCACUUAUCGUCUAUUUGAUGUUAAAUAAAGAGGUUUUUUACUCUGAAAUUCAUUACAAUGUGACUGUAAGUUCCUCUAAUGACGCACAAAGGAAUAACUGAGGAACAAGCAACCGUCAGUGAAUCACCACUGCUUAUUCAUUAUGAAGAAAUUUCACUUCUGGAGGAAGAGUUUAUAGUAGAGUUUAUAGUGAUUAUGUAUAGUUGCUAACUCUCACUUUAUCUGAAGAUUGAUUUGAAACAGUCUUCAGCUAGUGAAACCUUUCAAACAUAUGCUGGAAUAUACUUUUUUUUUGUGCGCCUUGAAACAAGUCCUGAAAUGUAUACUGUUAUAAAAUUGAGUACAUCUUUUGUUUUACAGCCUCAGUUGUUUAUAAAACCAUUCAAAUCGCUCUGGCUGAGCCCGGUCAGAACCUGACAGACUCAAAAGUGGCUCUUUUAGUCGCUUUUGACAAACGGCCAAGACAGAGAGAGAGAGAGAGAGAGAGAGAGAGAGGGAGAGAGGGAGAGAGGGAGAGAGGGAGAGAGAGGGGAGAUCCCUUAUUGCUCUUUCUAGGUUUUCUAGGUCAAGAAAAUGUUGUUAGAAAUAACAUACAGCUAAUAAUAUUUUAAAUUAUACAAGUGCAAAAAUUUGGGGUCAGUAAGAUUUGUAAGUGUUUCGAAGAAGUUUUUUUUGCUCACCGAGCUGCAUUCAUAUGAGCAAAAAUACAAUAAAACCGUAAUAUUGCGAAAUAUUAUUACAAUGAAAAAAAAAAAGUUUUUUCUCUGUGAAUAUAUUUUCAAAUGUAAUAUAAUUCAAAGCUGAGUAUUCAGCGUCAUUCCUCCAGUCUUCAGUGUCACAUGAUCUUCAGAAAUCACUCUAAUAUGAUGAUUUACUGCUCAAGGAAUAUGAUUAUUAUUUUAAAAACUGUUGUGCUGCUUCAUCUUUUUUUUUUUUUUGUGGAUUCAUUUGUAAAUAUUUUUACUAUUUUUACAUAGUAUAGUAUUACAUUAACUAUUACUUACCCCAAAUCUUUGAAUGCUUGUAAAGUUAUAAUAAUGAUCACAAUAAUUAGGAAUAAUUACAAUGAAACACUAAAACAUAAAUUCUAAACAUAAAUAAAUUAAAUAGUAGUAGCUUAAUACUGAAUGUCUUUAAUGAAUGCAAAUAAAUCAUUUUUUAUCUGGUCCCGUACGCUCUGCCAACAUGCAUCUGUGCUGAUUGUGACAGAUAGGUUGUUCCUGCAUGUCCCAGCUGCCCAAAAGUUAUUUUCAUUUUCCGCUGGACCGACGUGAAAGAGGAUAUUUGAGUUUCCCGGAACUGACACACUGUCUGUUUCCAUGGUGAUUAAAACAACAUUUGGCCAUUUGAGGUAUGAAGUGCUGCGUAUGGCAUAUCCUUACCACUCAUUCCUACCACAUACACUCUUGGUAAUUGGUAAUUGCUGUAGUCUUUAAGAAGUAUCUGUUCAGUUUUUCCAGAAGGCAUUAGAGACAAUCAGUGCAACUCUACCCCUCUCACUUUCUGCUCUCCGUAUCUGCAUCUGUCUGUGUCUAUCCCUGCCUUACUGUCGCUCUCAAAUCACACACCACGUUCUUGGUUCCUUCGAAAGGUUAGCAGUAAAUCAGUUCUUUAUUUAGCAGACCUUCUCAUAGGACACUCAAAUUCAGCAGCUAUAUUGAGAUUGAGAUAUAUAGAGCUCCAGAUGAAUCCGUUCUUUCAGUCGGUUGCGUCAUGUCACUGUUCUGCUGGCAGGGCUUGUAAAAACGUGCUCAGUCUAAUGCUGUGUGUGAGCAGUAUUUUAACAUCUUUAAACACCGUGAUUAAAGAUGUAUGGAAAUAUACAAAUGUGUCAUUAUGUAAAACAUUAACCAGCUGCCCAUUAGUUUAAAAUAAGCGAAGCUGUAGCAUGUGUAUUGUGUUUGCAUUUACAAUAUCAUUAAUAAUGGACGUGACAUGCUUUUUCCCCCAUUGGAGUCCCUGCUGUCUCAUGCUCUCUUCCUGUGCUGUAUCCGCACUGUGAUUCAUCAACUGAGUCAGUUAUGCAUAUUCAAAUGUCCAUGUCAACUUUUAUAUCUCAUUUCCAAAGAACGUUUUGAGGAAUUCAAGUGUCUGUAGGGCAAAAGGAGUGUCCCGUCGCAUGAAUGAAGUGUGUAAACCUUGCUUGCCUGAGGUGGGUGUUAUUAACCAUAUAUUUCACCUAUUGGAUGACAUACAUGAAAGGUGUCUCCUUUUCUCUAACUUAGUUUCUCAUUGACUAAUCUAUUCUCUCUCUCCUUGUGAGAUGGUCUAACACACCCGGAGGUGUGUAACUUGUGCUUUGCACAACUGUGGGUGGUUCCUCCUAGCCCUUUCUGUGCAUAUGCCUGUGAGACAUAGGUGUCCUAAACAGGCACAUUUUUUCUCUAUUCUUAGAGUUAUAUUUUUGCUCACUACACUUUUGCUGAUUAUCUUUGCAACUGUUUGCUUCACAACUGUUGAGAGUCUGCCGACCGUGCAGUUUGAUUCUAAAAGUUUCUUCCUUGCUUGACUGGGGUGGGAGGGGCUGGCUAGUCAUAGUACUCUCCCUCUUUCUCUCUUUUACACACACCCCCUCUCAUUGCAGCUCUGCCAGUCCGGACUAUGCUCACUUCCAGGGAAGGCUGAGUAAAGGAGAGCACAGUUUUCCUUUUCUGAGUUUUUCCUUUGCCUCUGAGAAAGUUUGAGAAGAAAGAAGAAACUCUUUUGAUUAGGAGGGAAGUUAUCUAAACAACAGAAUACAAACGCAGAAUAGCAGGUCGUAUUUAUUUUUAGCGUAUUUUUGAUUGAAUUGGUAGCACGUGGCAGCAGGCUCUGCCACAGGACUGAGGUCAUUCAGUGAUUUGUUCUUCUCUGGAAAAGCUGUUUCUGUUUAUUCAGAAGCUGCACGACUAAGAAAGCACAAUGGUUGCUGGAAUGGUAAUGCCCCUGGACAACCUGAAGGCCAUCUAUGAGCAUCUGUUUCGGGAUGGCGUCAUGGUGGCCAAGAAAGACAAGCGGCCUCAGACCAAGCACCCUGAGAUUCCUGGCGUGGAUAACCUGCAGGUAAUAAGAGCCAUGGGCUCGCUGAAGUCCAGGGGAUAUGUGAGGGAGACCUUUGCAUGGAAGCAUUAUUACUGGUACCUCACUAACGAAGGAAUUGUCUACUUGCGUGAUUACCUGCAUUUGCCUCCGGAGAUCAUUCCCACGCCGCUGCAGAGAGUACAACGGCCAGCUGCAACUCUGGCCAUCGCCCGCAGGGCAGAACGGGUUCAAACGGUUCAGGGUCCAACAUCUUAUGUUCCCAAACCCGGCAAGGUGGGUGCAGAAAAGCAAGAGGCUUUGCUGGAUCGACAGGAGUAUCGUCGCAAAAUGGCGAGCAUGGAUGAUGCUGAAAUUACUGAAUCCAAUGAGAGAACACCAAGAUUUAGAGGUCGUCCAAUGGCUGGUGCUCAGAUCAGACCCAGGGAAUCCAAAGAGCAGCCCAUGCUUUCUGAUACUCGUGAUUACACAAAAGAGAUGGAUACAAGUGUUAGGAGGAAGGUUGCUAUGCAUUUGGUCUCCCAAAUGCCUUCUAUAGAAACACACCAUGCCAAGCCAGUUAAACAGGAAAAGAUGGUGGAGCUCAAGGAAUGCACCAAGAUGGCGUUUGUUCAGAAAACACAAAAGGUUAAUGUGAGCCAAGAUGUGCCAACCAUUUCUUCUAACGUGGGUGCAACAGCAGCGGAAUCCUCUUUGUUUUCUGUCCAUACUGAAGCAGUCAAAGAAAAGCCCAAAGAAGAAGUGUCAAUCAAGGUCUCACGUGAAACAACAUACACAGCAGCUGGAGAUGGCAAAAUGGCUAAGGAUGCUCGUCAUUCAAUUCCCUCAAAACCGAAGGUGGAGAAAGCACAAAAAAAUAUUGUGCAAAAUGUGCCUGCCGUUUCAUCAGCAGUGGAAACAUCUUUAUUUUUGGUCCAUACUGAAGCAGUCAAAGAACAGCCCAAAGAAGAGAUAUUGGUCAAUGUCUUCCAGCAAACCACAUCCUCUGAAACAGUUAAAGAUGCUCCUCAACCCACUGCCUCAAAACUGAAGGUGGAGAAGACACAGAGAACUACUGUGGCCAAAAAUGUGCAGGAGGUUUCAUCAACAGUUGAGGCAACGUCAGGCAAAUACUCAGUUUCAACUGGUCCCACUGAAGCAGCAAAAGAAAAGCCUAAGGAAGAUGUGUGUAUGAAAGUCUCUCAAAUCACAUCCAAAACAGAUAAGGAUAACAAACCAGAUAAGGAUGCUUCUCAUCCUAUUCCAUUGCAACUAAAAGUGGACAAAACGCAGAAAACCACAAAGACAAAAAAUGUGCAGGAUAUACCAACUGUUUCAUCAAAUGUGGAGGUAACAGCAGUGAAGUCCACUAUAUUUCCUGUCACUGCUAGAGCAGCUGAAGAAAAGCCCAAGGAAAAAGUGGAAGCCACACCCAAAGGUGAUAGCAAAAUAGAUAAGGAUCCUACCUGUUUUACUUUGUCAAAAUCAAAGGUGGAGAAAACGCAGCAAGCACCUGUGACCAAAAAUGUGCAGGAUGUGGUAACCAUUUCAUCAGGAGUGGAGAAAAGUACAGUGAAAAUCUCUGUCUCUUCUAAAGUAGUCCAAGAAAAGCCCAAGGAAGAAAUGUGUGUCAGUGUCUUUCAGGAAACCACACCCAUAGGUGAUGGCAAAAUAGACAAGGAUCCUUCUCAUCUCACUGCAUCAAAACCAAAAGCAGAGAAAACACAGAAAACCAAAAAGACCAAAAAUGUCUCUCAGGAAAUUGUAUUCACAGUAACUGAUGAUAGUCAAAUUGCCAAGGGUGCUCCUCAUUCUACUCUAUCAAAACCAAAGGUGGAGGAAACCCAGAAAGCUAAAAAUAUACAGGAUGUGGCAGCAGCUUCGUCAACAGAAGAGACAACAGCAGUGAAAUGCUCUGCAGUUUCAGUCUCUACCGAAGCAGUCAAAGAAAAGCCAGAGGAAAAAGUGGGUGUCAGUGUCUCUCAAAAAACCACACCCAAAGGUGAUAGUGAAGAGGGUAAGGAUGCUCCUCAUCCAUCAAAACCAAAAGCGGAAAAAAUGCAAAAAAACACUAAGACCAAAAGUGUGCAGGAUAUACCAACUGUUUUAUCAACAGCAGUGCAAUCCUCUGCAGUUUCUGUCCCUACUGAAGCAGUCAAAGAAAAGAUGCAUAAGGAUGCUCCUCAUCCUUCUCCAUCAAAACUAAAAGUGGAGAAAGCACAGAAAACCAUGCUGACCAAAAAAGUGCAAGAACAACCAAUUAAGACAGAUGUUACAAACCAGACCCCCAUUGCACCAGAUGAUGUGCCUGCUGUUUAUGUCGAUGAGACAAAGUCAACUACCUCCAUUAUCACUCAGGUGCCUAUCAAAUCUCUAGAAUCAGCAGCACCCCCUCUGCCCAAGAAAGAAGAUUUGUCAAAACACAUUGCUGAAAAGAAAUCACAGAUUAAUCUGCCACUGCAGGUCUCUGUAGAGAAGACAGCAGUGCCGCCCACAACAUCUGGCACAGCUCAAAUGAUUGACAAACAACAGAAAGCACUUGGUUCCCAAAAAACAAAGGAUGUCCAAGAAGCACCUAAAGAUGACAACACUCGUCCUUUGAAAGUCUGUGAAAAGGUGGAGAUUCCUCGUGCCAUUUCUACAGCUGAGGUCAAGGUAGAGGUUAAAAGUCACAAGCCUGAUCUCUGCCCUGAAUCUCAGCCCCCAUCUACAGCUGCUGAAGUAAAGAUUACUACAGCUGACUCCAGCAAGACUUCAGAAGUCCUUGCGCAGACGCCUAAGAAAUUGGAAUCUGAUACAGAUUCUGUUCAACAAAAGCCAUCACAUGCAAAACUGACUGAGGAACCUGUAGUCACUACAGCUGCAAAAGACAUAGAUACAGAGGAUGCCUCAAAGCCUUCGAAAGGAAAGAAGAAAAAGCAGAAAUCUACAAAAAAAUCUUCAGAUGCAAAACAAGUCCCACCACCUAUAGUUGAGACAAAGGUGAAAGAGCUAAAGAAUGCCGGUCAGGUUGACCUUCUUAAGGUCGAGGGCCCAAAAAGUGAUUCCGCAAAGACAUCCCCUGAGGGAAUGCAUGCUGUGGAGAGUGUGCAGCCAACAGCUGUACAGAAUGAGGCCCUGGCUCACAAAGGGGAGGUGGAGCCUGCGCAGCCCUUGCCUAAAAAACGGGAGGUUCUGAAAGGAAAAACAUCCUCCUCGCAGAGACAGUGGGAAGCACCGGCAGCCUCCGCGUCAGCAGCAGCCUCGGCCCAGCUCACCCCCCUCCCAAAGCAGGGGGAACCUCCCAGCAUUGCACAACACACGCCUGCUCCUGACACACAGCAGAGCUCAGAGAAGCAGAACAGGCUGUCCGAUAGCAAGGCCCCUGCACAGUCUAUCAUUACUGGACCUCUUCCUGCUGACGAGAAUACUUGCGACGCGCAAGAGAAGUCCGUAGACGACGCCAUGCGAAAAAAGAUCGUUGUGGUAGAAGAAGUGAUUGAAGUGCAACAGAUUGCAAGUCCUGUUGCAGACCAACCUGUUACACCCCUAGUGCCAGAGAUCACAGGAGAGGAUUUGGACUAUGAUGUCUUGGAAGAACUGGCCAUAGAGCGUGGCAUCCUGCAGGGUCCUCUUGAAGAGACUUGCUGGGAUCAUUCACUCCAAGACCCAGAGGGGAAAACCUUCCCCAACUUCAUAGAAGAUGAACGGGACAGAGUGCAGAAGAAGACUUUCACUAAAUGGGUGAACAAACACUUAAUAAAGCACCAGAGAGCCGAGACGCAGCGUCAUGUGAAUGACCUGUAUGAAGAUCUCCGAGAUGGACAUAACCUGAUCUCCCUUCUGGAAGUCCUCUCCGGAGAGACGCUGCCUCGUGAGAGAGGACGCAUGCGAUUCCACAAGCUGCAGAAUGUGCAGAUAGCACUGGAUUUCCUCAGACGGCGGCAGGUCAAGCUUGUGAACAUCAGGAACGAUGACAUUGCAGACGGAAACCCGAAGCUGACUCUGGGUCUGAUAUGGACCAUCAUCCUCCACUUCCAGGUCUCCUGUUCUAUUUCAGAUAUCCAGGUGAACGGUCAGUCAGAUGAUAUGUCAGCGAAGGAGAAGCUGCUCCUCUGGUCUCAGCGGAUGGCGGAUGGUUACUCCGGUGUCCGCUGCGAUAACUUCACCACUAGCUGGAGGGACGGAAAGCUCUUCAACGCUGUUAUACACAAACACGAGCCCAGGUUCAUUGACAUGGGGAAGGUGUACCGCCAAACCAACCUGGAGAACCUGGAGCAGGCCUUUUCAGUGGCAGAGCGAGAGCUUGGGGUCACACGACUGCUUGACCCAGAGGAUGUGGAUGUGCCUCAUCCUGAUGAGAAGUCCAUCAUCACCUAUGUGUCCUCUCUUUACGAUGCUAUGCCCCGUGUCCCAGAUGUCCAGGACGGCGUCAAAGCCAAUGAGCUGGAGCUGCGCUGGCAGGAGUAUUACGAGCUGGUCACCGUUCUUCUGCAGUGGAUCAGACAUCAAGCACACAUCUUCGAGGAGAAGAAGUUUCCCAGCAGCUAUGAAGAGAUCGAGAUUCUGUGGCGUCAGUUUCUGAAAUUUAAAGAAACAGAGCUUCCCGCAAAACAGUCGGACAAGAGCCGCUCCACACACCUCUACCAGUCCUUUGAGAGCGCGGUCCACGCCGGUCAGGUCAAGGUUCCUCCAGGUUAUCAUCCCACUGACGUGGAGAAGGAAUGGGGUCGUCUACAGGUGUCUAUUCUGGAGAGGGAGAGACUGCUCCGGAUAGAGUUGGAGAGGUUAGAGCGUCUCCAGCAGAUCGUCAGUAAAGUACAGACUGAAUCUGGCAUGUGUGAGGAACAGAUCAACCAGACUGAGUCUCUGCUGCAGACGGAUAUCCGUCUCCUGAGUGCUGGGAAACCAGCGCAGCACACGGCUGAGGUGGAGAGGGAUCUGGACAAAGCCGACGGCAUGAUCCGGCUCCUCUUCAACGACGUUCAGCUGCUCAAAGACGGGCGCCACCUGCAGGCAGAGCAGAUGUAUCGCAGGGUGUACCGCUUACACGAGCGCUUGGUGAACCUGCGCAGCGACUACAACCUGAGGCUCAAGCCCAGCGUCAGCACUGCCUCUCACGUCUCCAUCACACAGAUUUCCCAGAAGUCUGUGCAGCGUGCGCGGCCCGAGCUGGAUGAGGUCACCCUGCGUUACGCGCAGGAUCUGUUAUCCUGGGUGGAGGAGAACCAGCGGCGGAUCGAUACGGCCGAGUGGGGCAUCGAUCUUCCCUCUGUGGAGUCUCAGCUGGGCAGCCACAGAGGACUUCACCAAACCAUCGAGGACUUCAGGGCUAAGAUCGAGCGCGCACGAACAGAUGAGAGCCAGCUCUCGCCUGCAAGUAAAGGCACAUACAGAGACUAUCUGGGCAAACUGGAUCUGCAGUACAACAGACUGCUGAACUCCUCCAAGUCCCGUCUGAGAAACCUUGACCAGCUGUAUAACUUCGUCAGCGCCGCCACCAAGGAACUGAUGUGGCUCAAUGACAAAGAGGAAGAGGAGGUCAACUACGACUGGAGCGAGCGCAACACCAACAUGACUGCGAAGAAAGAGAACUACUCCGGACUCAUGCGAGAACUGGAACAUAGAGAGAAGAAAAUCAACGACAUCCAGGCCACUGGAGACAGACUGAUCAAAGACGGACAUCCGGGCAAGAAGACUGUCGAGGAGUUCAGUGCAGCUCUGCAGACGAAGUGGAGCUGGAUCCUCCAGGUGUGCUGUUGCAUUGAAACUCAUCUCAGAGAAAACACUGCAUACUUUCAGUUCUUCGCUGAUGUGAGAGAUGCUGAGCAGAGGAUGAAGAAGAUGCAGGAGACCAUGAAGAAGAAGUACACGUGUGACCGCAGCACCACUGCCACUCGUCUGGAGGAUCUACUGCAGGACGCCGUCGAGGAAAGAGAGCAGCUGAACGAGUUCAAGUCUGACAUCGCUGGCCUGACGAACAGAGCCAAGUCCAUCGUCCAGCUGAAGCCGCGGGACCCCACCAGCCCCUCCAGAGGAAAGCUGCCCGUCCAAGCUGUGUGUGACUUCAAACAGAUGGAGAUCACCAUGCACAAGGGCGACGAGUGCACGCUCAUCAAUAACUCCCAGCCCUUCAGGUGGAAGGUCCUGAACCGCUCGGGGAACGAGGCUGUGGUGCCCUCCAUCUGCUUCCUCGUGCCCCCCGUCAACAAGGAGGCUGUGGAGAGCGUGUCCAGUCUGGACGCCGGUCAGCAGCAGACUCAGGCUCUGUGGCAGAAGCUCCACGCUGACCUCAGGAGUCUGCUCUCCUGGCAGUAUCUGAUGAAAGACAUCCAUCUCAUCCGCUCCUGGAACAUCACCACGUUGAAGACGAUGAAGUCGGAUGAGUACCAGCUGAUGCUGAGGAACCUGCAGAUGCACUAUCAGGACUUCCUCAGAGACUCCCGGGACUCCAAGCUCUUCGACUCCAGCGAUAACCUGCAGGUGGAGAGGGACUACAAGGAGGCCGUACAGCAUUACGACAGCCUGCUGCGCUCCCUGGAGAAAGGCGAGCAGGAUGAAUCCAUAUGCAAGACGUACAUCACCCAAAUCAAAAGCCUGCGGCUGCAGAUCGAGGACUGUGAGUCUCGUACGGUGGCUCGUAUCCGGCAGCCUGUGGACAAAGACCCGCUCCGAGACUGCAUUCAGAAGACUGCGGAUCAGAGAAAAGUGCACACGGAGCUGGACGGCGUUAAGAAGAGCCUGGAGCGAGUGUCUGAGAAAGCUGAGGAGGUGCUGUCCUCUCCGCAGCAGUCCAGCUCUCCGGUCCUGCGCUCCGAGCUGGACAUCACCCUGCAGAAGAUGGACCAGACCUACAACCUGUCCUCGGUCUACCUGGAGAAACUUAAGACAAUAGAGAUCGUGAUCCGUAACACACAAGGGGCAGAAGAUGUGGUGAAGAAAUAUGAGAAUCGUCUGCGUGAGGUUCACACGGUCCCUACAAACGUCCAGGAGGUGGAGAACUACUGCUCUGAGCUCAAGCGGAUGCGUUCGGAGGCAGACACCCAGCGGCCCGUGUUUGAUGACAUGGAGAGUGAGCUGGCCAAGGCCACGGCGGUCAGCCAGCGCAUGCUUCAGGUUCACAGCGAGCGGGACGCCGAGCUGGAUCACUACCAGCAGCUCCUGGGCAGUCUUCAGGACCGCUGGCGCGCCGUCUUCGCUCAGAUCGACCUGCGGCAGCGUGAGCUCCAGCAGCUGGGCCGGCAGCUGGGCUACUACAGAGAGAGCUACGACUGGCUCAUCCGCUGGAUCGCAGACGCCAAACAGCGGCAGGAGAAGAUCCAGGCCGUGCCUAUAAUCGACAGCAAGACGCUCCAAGAGCAGCUGGCACAGGAGAAGAAACUGCUUGAAGAGAUUGAGAAAAACAAAGAGAAAGUGGAUGAGUGCCAGAAAUACGCCAAAGCGUACAUCGAUACCAUUAAGGACUAUGAACUUCAGUUGGUUGCCUACAAAGCUCAGGUCGAACCUCUGACUUCUCCUUUGAAGAAAACCAAGAUGGAGUCUGCCUCUGAUAACAUCAUUCAAGAGUAUGUCACUCUGAGAACUCGCUAUAGUGAAUUGAUGACGCUGACCAGUCAAUACAUCAAGUUCAUCACAGACAGUCAGCGGCGCAUCGAGGACGAGGAGAAAGCUGCUGAGAAACUAAAAGCAGAAGAGAGGAAAAAAAUGGCUGAGAUGCAGUCAGAGUUAGAGAAACAGAAGCAGCUAGCUGAAGCUCAUGCCAAGGCCAUUGCCAAAGCAGAGAAAGAGGCACAGGAGCUCAAGCUCAUGAUGCAAGAGGAGGUUAGCAAACGAGAGAUUGUUGCUGUGGAUGCUGAAAGGCAAAAACAGAACAUCCAGCUGGAGCUGCAUGAGCUCAAAAACCUCUCCGAACAACAGAUCAAAUCAAAGAGUCAACAAGUGGAGGAGGCUCUACUAAGCCGGUCCAAAAUAGAGGAAGAGAUCCGCAUCAUAAGACUUCAGCUGGAAACUACAUUAAAGCAAAAGUCCACUGCAGAGGACGAGCUCAGACAGCUAAGAGACAAGGCUGCAGAGGCGGAGACACUUCGCAAAGCUGCUCAGGAAGAGGCUGAGAAACUUCGUAAACAGGUUAAGGAUGAGACCCAGAAGAAGCGGAUGGCGGAGGAAGAGUUGAAGCUGAAGUCUGAAGCAGAGAAAGAGGCAGCCAGACAGAAGCAGAAAGCCCUGGAUGACCUUGCAAAGCUCAAGAUGCAGGCAGAGGAGGCAGAAAGACAAAUGAAGCAGGCUGAGAUCGAGAAAGACAGACAAAUCAAGCUCGCUCAAGACGUUGCUCAGAAAAGUGCUGCUGCUGAGCUGCAGAGCAAGCGCAUGUCCUUCGUCGAAAAGACAUCCAAACUUGAAGAGACGCUCCGAGAGAAGCAUGGUACUGUUGUGCAACUGCAGGAGGAGGCAGAACGCCUCAAGAAGCAACAGGAAGAGGCAGACAAAGCAAGGGAGGAGGCUGAGAAGGAGCUUGAAAAGUGGAGGCAAAAAGCCAAUGAAGCCCUUCGUCUAAGGCUCCAGGCAGAGGAAGAAGCCCACAAAAAGACUCUUGCACAGGAAGAUGCUGAAAAACAGAAAGAUGAGGCUGAGCGUGAGGCCAAAAAACGGGCCAAAGCUGAAGAGUCUGCCCUGAAACAGAAAGACAUGGCCGAGCAAGAGCUGGAGCGGCAAAGGAAGCUGGCAGAGAGCACAGCGCAACAGAAGCUUUCUGCAGAGCAGGAGCUGAUCCGCUUGAGGGCUGAUUUUGAUCAUGCUGAGCAACAGAGAUCACUGCUGGAUGGUGAACUUUACCGUCUAAAGAAUGAGAUUAGUGCUGCAGAGCAGCAGCGGAAGCAGCUUGAAGAUGAGCUUUCCAAAGUUAGAAGUGAAAUGGACAUACUUUUGCAGCUGAAGUCUAAAGCUGAGAAGGAGAGCAUGUCCACCACUGAAAAGAGUAAACAACUCUUGGAGGCUGAAGCUGCUAAACUGAGGGAUCUUGCAGACGAAGCAGCCAAGCUCCGUGCCAUUGCUGAAGAGGCAAAGAGACAGAGACAGGUUGCUGAGGAUGAAGCAGCGAGACAGAGAGCAGAAGCUGAAAGAAUUCUCAAAGAGAAACUUGCUGCCAUUAAUGAGGCCACUCGCUUGAAAACUGAAGCAGAGAUUGCUCUAAAAGAAAAAGAGGCAGAAAAUGAACGCCUGAGAAGGAAAGCCGAGGAUGAGGCUUACCAGAGAAAAGCUCUUGAAGAUCAGGCAAGUCAGCACAAGCAAGACAUUGAUCAGAAGAUCGAACAGCUCAAGAAGUCAUCUGAAAUGGAAUUAGACAGACAAAAAUCAAUUGUGGACGAAACUCUCAAACAGAAAAGAAUAGUUGAAGAGGAGAUUCGUAUCUUGAAAGUGAACUUUGAGAAGGCUUCAUCAGGCAAGCUUGAUUUGGAGCUUGAAUUGAAUAAGCUGAAGAAUAUUGCAGAGGAAACACAACAAAGCAAACUGCGAGCUGAGGAGGAAGCCGAGAAGCUGCGCAAGCUUGCCCUUGAGGAAGAAAACAGAAGAAGGGAGGCUGAAGAAAAACUUAAAAUAAUUACUGCCGCAGAGCAGGAAGCAGCUAGACAGCGCCAGGUUGCCCAAGAAGAAGUGGAGCGUCUCAAAAGGAAAGCUGACGAGGCCAGAAAGCAAAAAGAAGAUGCUGAUAAAGAAGCUGAUAGGCAAAUACUCGCUGCAAAAGAGGCUGCUGAGAAAGCAACUACAGCUGAGCAGCAAGUCCAAAGUGUUCUAGUUCAGCAGAAAGAGGACAGCCUUGUACAGAAAAGGCUCAAGGAGGAGUUUGAGAAAGCCAAAAGGCUUGCCCAAGAAGCUGAAAAGGCCAAAGAGAAGGCAGAGAAAGAGGCUGCCAUUCUCCGCCAACAAGCAGAAGAUGCAGAUCGUCAGCGUCAGGCUGCCGAGGUUGAGGCUGCCAAUCAGGCCAAAGCCCAAGAAGAUGCUGAGAGGCUCAGAAAAGAGGCAGAGCUAGAGGCAGAAAAGCGUGCUCAGGCAGAAGCAGCAGCACUGAAACAGAAACAGCUAGCUGAUGAGGAGAUGGCUAGGCAGAAGACACUUGCAGAGCAGACACUUAAGCAGAAAUCUCAGGUUGAGGAAGAGCUCGCUAAAGUGAAACUGCGGUUGGAUGAGACAGACAAACAGAAGACUCUCCUCGAUGAUGAGCUUCAUCGUCUAAAGGACGAAGUCAGUGAUGCUGUUAAACAGAAAGCCCAAGUAGAAGAGGAACUGUUCAAAGUCAAGAUUCAAAUGGAGGAGCUCAUCAAACUAAAGCUCAGAAUUGAAGAGGAGAACCAACGUCUCAUCCAGAAGGACAAAGAUAAUACUCAAAAACUCUUGGCUGAGGAGGCUGAGAACAUGAAAAAACUUGCAGAGGAUGCUGCCAGGCUCAGCAUUGAGGCACAGGAAACUGCUCGCUUGAGACAUAUUGCAGAGACUGACCUUGCUGAGCAAAGAGCACUUGCUGAAAAGAUGCUUAAAGAAAAGAUGCAAGCCAUUCAGGAGGCCUCUAAACUUAGAGCAGAGGCAGAAAUGCUACAGAGACAGAAAGACCUUGCCCAAGAGCAAGCUCAAAAGCUGCUUGAAGACAAACAACUGAUGCAACAACGUCUUGAGGAGGAAACUGAGGGCUUCCAAAAAUCGUUGGAGGCUGAGCGCAGAAGACAGAUGGAGAUAACAGCUGAGGCAGAGAAACUUAGACUUCAGGUGUCCCAGCUCAGUGAUGCCCAGACUAGAGCUGAGGAGGAAGCCAAGAAAUUCAAAAAGCAGGCAGAUGAGAUUAGUGCCCGACUUCAUGAGACUGAGCUUGCCACCAAAGAGAAACUGACAAUUGUUGAAACAUUGGAAGUACAGAGAUUGGGCAGUAACAAAGAAGCAGAUGACUUGCGCAAAGCCAUUGCUGAUCUUGAGAAAGAGAAGGCAAAAUUGAAAAAAGAGGCUGAAGAGUUACAGAAAAAGUCCAAAGAGAUGGCGAAUGCUCAGCAAGAACAAAUUAAACAGGAGAAAACAAUUCUCCAGCAGACAUUUAUGUCAGAAAAGGAGAUGCUCCUGAAGAAGGAAAAGCAAAUUGAGGAUGAAAAGAAGAAGUUGGAGAGCCAAUUUGAAGAAGAGGUCAAAAAGUCAAAAGCACUUAAGGAUGAGCAGGAACGUCAAAGAAAACAAAUGGAGGAUGAUAAGAUUAAACUGAAGGCCACUAUGGAUGCUGCUCUGAUAAAACAAAAAGAGGCUGAACAGGAGAUGCUCAACAAGCAGAAAGAGAUGCAAGAACUUGAAAGGAAAAGGCUUGAACAAGAAAGGGUUCUUGCUGAGGAAAACCAGAAACUGCGUGAGAAACUUCAGCAGCUUGAAGUUGCUCAAAAAAUCACCCAGGAGAUUCACAUCCAGACAGAAUGCAAAAAAGUCCUCAAUGGUCAAAGUAUUUCUGAUGAAGUUGACAGCACACAUGGCUUCUCUCCAUUAUCAUUUGAUGGCAUUCGUGAGAAGGUGCCUGCAAGUAGACUUUUUGAAACAGGACUUUUAAGCAAAAUGGAUUAUGAUAAGCUCCAGAGUGGUGACACCACAGUUGAAGAACUCAGUAAGACAGACAAACUUAAAACAGUUCUUCAGGGCAAGAACUGCAUUGGUGGCCUGCUUGUGCAUCCAAAUCAAAAAAUGCCCAUCUAUCAAGCUGUCAAGGAGAAAAAGAUUGCUCCUGGGACAGGGCUAGUGCUGCUGGAAGCACAGGCUGCUUCUGGAUACAUAAUAGACCCAAUUAAAAACAAAACACUCUCUGUCAAUGAGGCAGUUAAAGAGGGUCUAAUUGGACCUGAACUUCAUAACAAGAUGCUGUCUGCAGAGAGAGCUGUCACUGGCUACAAAGAUCCAUACACAGAGGCAAAGAUCUCCCUCUUUGAAGCUAUGAAGAAGGGUCUCAUUGGGGAGGAUCAUGCCAUCAGGUUGCUUGAGGCUCAGAUAGCAACAGGUGGCAUUAUUGAUCCAGUCAAUAGUCAUCGUGUGCCUAAUGAAAUAGCUUAUAAGCAGGGACAGUUUGAUGCAGCCACUUAUAAAAUAAUACAGAAUCCAACAGAUGAUGUCAAGGGAUUCUAUGAUCCAAACACCCAAGAAAAUCUGUUGUACCGACAGCUAAUAGAAAGGUGUGUCACUGAUCCAGGAACAGGACUUCUACUUUUGCCCAUUUCUGAGGAGGCUGCUCAAAAUGCCAGGAUAUUCACAGAUGAGGAAACAAGAGAUGUGUUUGACAAGACAACAGUGUCUGUGCCAUUCGGCCGUUUUAAAGGAAAGACUGUGACCAUAUGGGAGAUUAUAAACUCUGAGUACUUCACAGAAGACCAGAAAAAAGAUCUUAUCCGCCAGUACAAAACAGGGAAAAUUACAGUUGAAAAGAUAAUCAAAAUUGUUCUAACUGUGGCAGAGGAAAAAGAGAAAAAGAAUGAGCUUGCCUUUGAUGGCCUGAGAGCACCUGUACCUGCUUCAAAACUUCUUGAAUCAAAAGUUAUUGACAAAGAUCUCUAUAACAAGUUGCAGAAAGGACAAAUUCUGGUAAAAGAUGUGUCUGAGAUGGAGCAUGUGCGCAAUGCUUUGAAAGGCUCUAACUGCAUUGCUGGAGUAAUUAUAGACUCAACCAAACAAACAAUGUCCCUUUAUGAUGCCCUGAAAAGAGACAUGAUGAGACAUGGACCUGCUCUUAAUCUCUUGGAAGCACAAGCUGCCACGGGAUAUAUCAUAGAUCCUGUUAAAAACCAAAAACUUACAGUAGAUGAGGCUGUCAAAGCAGGGGUUGUUGGUCCAGAACUUCAUGAAAAACUACUGUCUGCAGAGAGAGCUGUCACUGGCUAUAAAGAUCCUUACACUGGAAAAACCAUUUCUCUGUUUGAGGCUAUGAAGAAAGACCUGAUCAUGAAGGAACAAGGAAUUCGACUGCUUGAUGCACAACUGGCAACAGGAGGCAUUAUUGAUCCUGUUCAAAGUCACCGUAUUCCACAUGACAUUGCCUGUGCAAAGGCCUGCUUUGAUGAUGCAACCCAGAAGUUUUUGAGUAGCCCAAGUGAUGAAGUUAAGGGAUACUUUGACCCAAACACUCAGGAAUAUCUCACAUAUCUACAGCUUUACAAACGAUGUGUUACUGACAAAAAGACUGGCCUUCACCUUCUGCCUUUGUCUGAACAAGCUAUCAAUGCCAAAGAGGAGAUGAAGUACACUGAUGCCCAGACCAAAGACGCAAUGAAUCAGGCAACUGUUGAACUUCAGAGUGGACCAUUCAAAGGGAGAAAAGUUACCUUAUGGGAGCUCAUUUACUCUGACUAUAUCACUGAAGAGCAAAGGCUUGACUUAAUAAGGCAAUACAGAUCUGGGAAAAUGACCAUUGAGAAGAUUAUAAAGGUUUUAAUUGAAAUUGUUACUAAGAAAGAUGCAAAGAAACAAGAAGAGGGAUGCUUUAAGGGACUCAGGGCACCAGUUACAGCCAAGUCAUUAUUUGACUCUAAAAUCAUUGAUAAGUCUACCUAUGAUUUGCUGGAACAAGGUAAAAACACUCCAAAAGAGGUCAGCAAAAAUGCUUCAGUCAAUAAGUAUCUCCAAGGCUCUGAAAGCAUUGCUGGACUUUACCUUGAGCCUACAAAAGAGAAAGUUAGCAUCUACCAAGCAAUGAAAAUGAAAUUCCUCAGACAGAACACAGGUAUUGCCUUGCUUGAAGCUCAAGCUGCCACAGGAUUUAUUGUGGAUCCAUCAAGAAAUGAAUGUCUCACUGUGGAUGAUGCUGUUAAAGCAGGACUUGUUGGCCCAGAGCUUCAUGAGAAACUUCUUUCUGCUGAAAAAGCUGUCACUGGAUAUAAAGACCCAUUCACAGGCAAUAAGAUCUCCCUAUAUCAAGCCAUGGACAAGGACCUCAUCCCCAAAGAACAUGCUAUGCCUCUCUUGGAGGCACAACUGGCAUCUGGUGGAAUUAUUGAUCCAGUAAACAGCCAUCGUAUUCCUGUUGAGACUGCAAUCCAGCGUAGAUAUGUUACCAAACAGCUGGCCAGCAGCAUUGCUGAAAGCAAGUACUUCUCUGACCCUGCAUCUGAUGAGAACGUAUCAUACAAACAGUUGAAAGACAAGUGCAUGGCAGAUCCUGAAACAGGCUUACAUCUACUAAAGCUGUCCAAACCACAGGCCCCAACGGUUGUGGAGAAAACAUACCUUUACAGUGAAGAACAAACCCAGAGUGAUCUAUCCAAUACCCAGAUUGACCUACCCAUUGAGAGUCAGGGCUCUAUGUCUCUCUGGGAUGUUAUGAAUUCAAAUCUACUACCUGAAGAUCAGAGGGCUCGGCUUCUAGAAGAAUAUCGUUCUGGCAACAUAACAAAGGAACGAAUGAUUAUCAUUAUAAUUGAGAUUCUGGAGCAGAGAGAAAUCAUUACAGGGAGGAGCACCCAGACCAGCAGCACAAGCAGACGUCAAAUAACUAUUGAAGAUCUCUACAAUGCCCGUAUCAUCGACCUUGAGACUUACAACCUGCUGAAGAAAGAGAAUAAGACCAUGCGUGAUGUCAUGGAGAUGCAAAGAGUCAAGCAAUAUUUGUAUGGAACUGGCUGUGUUGCUGGUGUGGUGACUGAUUCAAAUUCCAAGAUGAGCAUUUAUCAAGCAAUGAAGAGAGAGCUGAUGAAGCAAGACAUUGCAAUGGCCCUCUUGGAAGCUCAAGCAGCCACUGGAUUCAUUAUUGAUCCUGUCAGGAAUGAAAUGCUCACCGUAGAUGAAGCAGUGCGUAAAGGCGUGGUGGGCCCAGAACUUCAUGAUAAGCUCCUGUCUGCAGAGAGAGCAGUCACUGGCUAUAAGGAUCCAUAUAGUGGAAAGGUAAUCUCCCUCUUUCAAGCAAUGAAAAAGGAUCUUAUCCCAGAGGACUAUGCCCUAAGGCUUCUUGAAGCUCAAACAGCAACAGGCGGUAUCAUUGAUCCAGAAUAUAACUUCCAUUUGCCAACAGAGAUUGCCACACAACGUGGAUAUAUUAAUAAAGAGACAAAUGAAAAGAUCUCCGAUGAGUUUAAGGGAUUCGUAGACCCACUGAAUGAUGAAAAAGUUUCAUAUUCUCAGCUCCUGAAAAGAUGCAAGAUAGACAAAGAUGGGCAAUAUCUGUUGUCUCUAGGAGCCAAAAGAUUGCUCUUCAAAGGACUCAGAAAAGAAAUAACAAUAGAAGAGUUAUUCCGCUCAAAAAUCAUUGAUGAACAAACAGUCAGCAAGCUUAAUGAAGGACUCCUAACAGUGGAGGAGGUGAGCAAUAGCUUGCGAGAAUAUCUUGAGGGCUCAAGCUGUAUUGCCGGCGUGUUUGUGGAGUCUACUAAAGACAGACUAUCUAUCUACCAAGCCAUGAAAAAGAAUAUGAUCAGACCAGGCACUGCUUUUGAGUUGCUGGAAGCUCAAGCAGCUACAGGUUAUAUCAUUGACCCUAUCAAGAACCUAAAGUUAACUGUAAAUGAAGCAGUCAAGAUGGGAAUUGUCGGUCCAGAGUUCAAAGAUAAACUCCUGUCUGCUGAGAGGGCUGUGACUGGCUAUAGAGAUCCUUAUACAGGCAAAAUGAUCUCCCUGUUCCAGGCUAUGAAAAAGGGCCUGAUUUUGAGAGACCAUGGAAUUCGUCUUCUCGAAGCCCAGAUUGCUACUGGAGGAAUCAUUGACCCAGAGCAGAGUCAUCGAUUGCCAGUUGAAGUUGCCUACAACCGAGGCUUUUUCGAUGAGGAGAUGAAUGAGAUCCUCAGUGACCCAUCGGAUGACACCAAGGGCUUCUUUGACCCAAACACAGAGGAGAAUCUCACCUACUUGCAACUGAUGGACAGGUGUAUUGUCGACCCAGACACAGGUCUUGUGCUCUUGCUUCUUAAAGAAAAGAAACGCGAAAGAAAGACGUCUUCCAAAUCCUCUGUUCGCAAACGCAGAGUCGUCAUUGUUGAUCCUGAUUCUGGCAAAGAGAUGUCUGUGUAUGAAGCCUACCGCAAUGGACUAAUUGACCAUCAGACUUACCUUGAGCUUUCAGAGCAAGAGUGUGAGUGGGAAGAAAUCACAAUGACAUCAUCAGAAGGAGUUGAAAAGUCUAUACUCAUCGACCGAAGAUCAGGCCGACAGUAUGACAUUGAUGAUGCUAUUGCAAGAGGUCUUAUCGACCAGAGUGCAAUUGAGCAGUACCGUGCUGGCACCCUCUCUAUCACAGAAUUUGCUGAUAUGUUAUCUGGAAACAUGAGUGGCUUCCGUUCCCGCUCCUCUUCCUUUGGUUCCACCUCUUCUUAUCCAAUGAGCCCCAUACCUUCCAUCAAAACUCCUGCAACUGUAUGGAAUGAUCCAACUGAUGAGACCGGUCCUGUGGCUGGAAUUCUUGAUACAGAUAGCCUAGAAAAAGUUUCAGUCACUGAAGCCAUACGUAGGAACUUAGUGGAUUCAAUAUCUGGCCAGAGACUGUUGGAGGCACAGGCUUGCACUGGUGGCAUAAUAGACCCAUCUACUGGAGAGAAAUUCUCAGUUACUGAAGCCACAGAGAAGGGUCUUAUAGAAAAGAAAAUGGUUGACAGACUCAACUUGGCCCAGAAAGCUUUCCAUGGGUUUGAGGAUCCUCGCACUAAAGUCAGAAUGUCUGCUGCUCAGGCUCUUAAGAAAGGCUGGCUUUACUAUGAGGCAGGGCAACGUUUCCUGGAAGUGCAGUAUCUCACUGGUGGCCUUAUUGAGCCAGAGGCUGAGGGACGAAUCUCCCUAGAAGAGGCAAUCAGGAAAGGUGUAAUUGAUGGCCGUACAGCACAAAAGCUCAGAGAUGUGAGUGCUUACACAAAAUACCUUACUUGCCCGAAAACCAAACUGAAGAUCUCCUACAAAGAUGCCAUGGACAGAAGCAUGGUUGAGGAGGGAUCUGGCCUUAGGCUUCUGGAAGCUUCAUCAGUAUCCAGUAAAGGUCUUUACAGUCCCUACAAUGUCAGCGGUGCUGCAUCAGCUUCUGGUUCUCGUUCUGGAUCCAGAACAGGCUCUAGGUCAGGUUCAAGAAGAGGGAGUGUUGAUGCUACUGGCUCUGGAUUUAGCAUGAACUUCUCCUCAUCCUCAUAUACUUCUUCUAGUUACAGUCGCAGAUUUUAAAGACGGACCUCACAACAAACCUGCCACUUGGUCCUGCAGCUUUCAUUAUUAAUGCUGACUCUAUACACUACAGUUGCAUAAGACACAGAAAUUAAUUCAAGAAAAAAAAAUCAACUUAUUCUGCUUUGCAUGUGUUUGCUAUAGGAAAAUGCAUUCCAAAAACUACCAUUAUCUUUUUGUCUGGCAAUGGUUAAGUUCCCAUUUUAUUUAUUUUGGAUGCAUAAGAAGUAUUGCCUGGUUAGCUUUAAUCAUAGUAGUCCAAUUUAGCUUUAUUUCAGUUCAUACAGAUAAUGCAUAUUUUGAAAGUGAUAUUUUUCUUUUUUCUUUUCUUAUUUUAUACUAAGUACAGCAUCUAAAAAGGAAAAGUUCAAAUACGGCAUUUUUUAUUUUAUUUUAUUUUAUUUUUUAUCAAACUCUGAUCAGACUGUAAUAUUACUUUAAUAUUACUUACAUUUACAUUUCUACAUGUUACUUUAGGAAAUAAUUUUUAUACUUGGGUUUAUUUAAGCAUAAUGUACCAGAAGAAAUAUACCAAGUUUUACAAAAAGAAAAGUAAUUAGAUUCACUUUUUUUUUUUACAAUUAUUUUUUUACAUAUUUGUAUACAUUUGAUUGAUGGAUAUAUUAGAGGAUGCUAGCCAUCAUAUCAAAUAUAGGUUGCCGCUGGUUUCACAGAAUGUAAAAAAAAAAAAAAAACACUACACCUAUACAUAAACAUAUAUAAACACUAAAGGAGGAGCAAGGACUGUACAACAAUCCAAUUUAAUGUCCCCUAAAACUGGAUGAUAUUUUUGUUUUGAAAGUCCAUUUUUCAUUUACUGGAUCCAGUCCAGUCCGUCUCCAAAGUCCUUUUCAAAACUGUCUACCCUAUAAAGGAGUCCUCAAGGCCCAGAUUUACUGUCAGUCCUCCACUGAUGUGAUAUCCAGUGAAGAUUUCAAAUGGCUCUGGUGUCAGAUCCAUUCCUCACUCAUAACAUCUGGGCAGAUCUGGAUGAAAUGUAGUACUUAGAUCAUUGGUUACUAGAUAUGGAGAUGCCUCCCAUUUGGUCUUUGAUCUGGAGAUGAAUGAUGCUCAUCAGCAGCCCACAUUCUUAGACAUUCUGAUUUAUUUUUUUGUUAUUUUUAGAGCCUCACUGAGGGUUUCCUCCUUCCAUUGCUUCUGCCAUUUGCAUGAAGACACUAGAGGCUAGGGCUACCUUGAAGUUUGCCUUGGAUAUCAUUUCAAGAACUGACACUUUAGUGGACUGCUCCUGUUUUCAUCAGCUGGGAGCUGGACUUUGGAGUUUACACAAAAUGAUUCAAAAUGACAAAAGAAUUGGAUCCAUUAAAUUGAUAUUAAAGUGGACUUAUAUGUAGAAUCUCAGAGUUCUAUUGCCUACAUUGUUUCUAGCCCCAACAUGAGUUUUUAAAUAAAGCACUCAAUGCAUUAGAUACAGUAUCCAAACCAUUGUAUUUAAUUACACAUUUCCAUAAUACAAAUAAAUACUGAUUACAUCUUUUAAUGAAUGUAUUUAGGCUAAUUUAGUGUACGGCAAUUACAUUUUUGUUCUUUUUUUUUUUUUUUUUUUUACAUUUCCUGUAACAAAAAACAAACAAACAUGUUUUGGUCAUCUGUUGCAUCCCAUGUAUUUCUUUGCUUCUUUUUAUAUUAAUUGGACUUGACUUGACUUGACUUUUUUUUUUUUGAUGUUGUUUAUGUAAAAUAUUUGAUGCAUGUUUUACUAAAUUGCUAUAAAGUGUUCUAAGAAGAUGAAGAAUAGAUUUUUGAAUUGAAACCAAUAUAUGGAAGAUUAUAUGACUAAAAGAUGUAUGAAAUACUAACUGGUGGAUGAACUUUUUCCUUGUGAGAUAGUGGUAAUACAGAAUGGGUUAAUGACACUAUACUCAAGUGUAAAUAAAUAUUAUUUUGGAAAGAUCA
Carassius gibelio (silver crucian carp) is the source of this 22577-nucleotide messenger RNA. Its product is annotated as plectin. Gene Ontology annotation, biological process: intermediate filament cytoskeleton organization; hemidesmosome assembly; wound healing. Gene Ontology annotation, cellular component: focal adhesion; cytoplasm; perinuclear region of cytoplasm. The transcript is spliced from 35 exons. The coding region runs from base 3450 to 20660 and encodes 5736 amino acids. The record is from RefSeq and is a predicted model, not a curated record. Gene Ontology annotation, molecular function: structural constituent of muscle; cadherin binding; ankyrin binding. Lineage: Eukaryota; Metazoa; Chordata; Actinopteri; Cypriniformes; Cyprinidae.